AUGCAGUCCACCCUCAACAAAAACAUAGCCACCUACAACAACUCCGUCGAACAGUCCUGCCUUGAAGACAACAAACUCAUCUACAUCAGACACAGACUUCUCUCUCAGGACCGUUCACUAUACACACGGGACGCUAUCCACCUCAAACAUGACGCAGGUGGCGUCAAGUUGAUGGUGGCUGAUGUUAAGCGCACCUUGAGGCACCACCAGGAAGCCAUGGACUCCAGACAGCGCACCAAACCAGCAAGAAGACCGCAGUGGAUGCCAAACACUCAGCCCUACAUGCGGCCCGGACAACACCCCCCACCCCUCUGGAACACUCCACGGGACCCGUCGCAGAUGUACCCGAGGAACCCAGCACGUGCACCAAGCCACCAGGGGACCGACUGGAACCACACACGGGACAAACAGCAGACUGUGGAGAAGCUGUUACAUAUGCUGACGGACUUCCUGAAGCAGUGA
Molecule: messenger RNA, 462 nt
Organism: Branchiostoma floridae (Florida lancelet)
Lineage: Eukaryota; Metazoa; Chordata; Leptocardii; Amphioxiformes; Branchiostomatidae
Exons: 1
Coding region: 1-462 (153 amino acids)
Source: RefSeq, a predicted model, not a curated record